Molecule: messenger RNA, 5213 nt
Organism: Cherax quadricarinatus
Lineage: Eukaryota; Metazoa; Arthropoda; Malacostraca; Decapoda; Parastacidae
Product: inner centromere protein A
Biological process (GO): meiotic spindle midzone assembly; metaphase chromosome alignment; mitotic cytokinesis
Cellular component (GO): chromosome passenger complex; nucleus; midbody
Source: RefSeq, a predicted model, not a curated record
ACUCUAGUCUGAUUGUUUACUGCUCUCUGAUUGGUCAGUUUAAAAGUUGUUCUCCAGGUUAAUGUUUUGGUGCCGCGCACAGCACCUCUCUUACUUAUUUAUCCUAUUUUCACCCUCUUAAUGGAGCUUUACCACCAAGUUAGACAUUAAUAAAGAUAAUGGCUGCCGUGGAUCAUUUAUUUGAACUUUACCUCACUGCUCAGAAGAAGAUAGCAGAAUGUAAUAAUAACUUUGAGGAACAUUUUGCAUGGCUGGAGGAAGUGGUUCGCACCGCUCGUCGGACAUUUGCCACCAGUGAUCUGGCUCUCUUACCUAAAACACCGAGGGGCAAGAAGAAAGCUCAUCAGAAGAGACCUCAUCAACCUGAUACAAUAGCAGAAGAAUCACCACAAGCCAAGAAGUCAUCCCAAGGUAGCACACAAACUAGUAACGAUGCCCAGAGUCCCAUUCAGGAACCCAGGAGACUGCGAAGAGCUGCAUCAAGGGUUGCUCAGGAGAAGACAAGAAGGGAUGUUUUGAUGGAUUCCAAAUGUAAAUUAAGGCGCCCUACAACACCUGAGGCAUUGUCUACUUGUAAAAAGAAGACUGGAAAGAAGCAAGCAGUUCAUUAUGUUGAUUCAGAUGAAAGUUUCUCCUGCACCGAAUACAAAAGAGGAGAGAAGAAAACUUCUGUACGUCAGAAUCCAGAUAAAACCUCCGUAUCCCAAAUUGAACGAGGUAUUGACUGUGACCCAAAACAUGACCCAGCUUCAUCACGCAGCACACCAGACGAGGAGGAAGAGUGCGUCAGUCGUCUUGGGGACCCAGCAUCUGAUCCGGUUUUGUCCCGAGAUGUGCCUGAAAAGGAGAGAGAAUCUGAUGCAGUGUUGCCACCAGGCACACCAAAACGAAAAAGCAGAAAUACCAGUCGCUUAAGUGUAUGCUUGAAGUUUGAAAGCGUAACAUCUGUAGACUUAGGUGAGGCUACAAAGAGACCUCAAGGAGGAAAACUUAGUGUAGGAAAAUUUGCACAAGACACUUCAGUAAGUGUGUGCCAGGAAGAGGUGGUGGAGGAAGCUUGUGUUCCUGAAGAUGAUUGUACUUACUCUGAGCUCCGACUGGAAGAUAGUGAUGGUGAUGAUAAGAGCGAAAGUGAAAAGGAAAGGAACAUACACGAGCCAAACAAAGAAAUGGAGACAAGCAAGGAAAACCGCAAAUCAAUACAUCUCGGGAAAACUGCCCAAAGUGUGUGUGAGCAACCAGAAAAAUUGGAUGAGGAAUGCAAAUCUCAAUCUCAGGACCUGAAAGAAGUAACUCAGGCUUUACCAAACUUCUCAUCACAAUUUGUACAACCUCUGCCAAGUGUUCGGACUACUCGCACAAAACUGAGGGAAUUACAGUCCGCUUCAGAAGACGAUUCAGAUAAGUGUAAUAAAAGAGUGGAUCUUUCCACUCCACCUCAUCCAGUUCCCAAGCCAAGAUCCACUCGAACUAAGCAAAAGAAGGAACCGGAGAGUCACAUUAUCAGUGAUGAUUCAGAUGACGUAAUGUUACCACCUAAGAUUGUACCAAAUUCACGAGUAACAAGGUCGAAGUUGAGGGUUAUAAAGGACAGAAUCAAUAGUGUAAAAGGGGGAUUGGAUUCCCAGAUUUCAUCGGAGGAUAGAAGUGAUGAAUCUGAAGAGGCUAGCUCUCAGCAUGGUGGGGAAAUUUCCCUGUCUAGCUCAACUCACACAAAGACCAGAAUGACUGAAGAAAGUUGUGAUGGUAAACAUUUCAGUGACGGGAUGUCAAGUUCCGAUUCGCAAAGCACAAAGACAUCCCAAACCAGAAAACGACAGGUUGAGAACACACCAGAACAGUCUACUGGUUCUACAAGAACCAAACGCAAGAAAGUGAAUGAACUUACAGAGAAUGAGAUUGUUAAUCACAGUCAUAGUCUGCGUCUAACUCUUUCCGAGUCUGAAGAUGAUAAGUCAGUACCAGGUCCAGUCGAGAUGAACUCGACAUUUGUUAGAGUGGAUUCCCAUGAUGUCUUGAAGAAAAUUUUAAAUAAAAGUGAUGAAUCUAGUGAGUUGACUUCAUCAGAAACCUCAAAAUCAGUGCAGUCAACCAUGUUUAAACACAUUAAUGCACCUGUCUCUGUGACAGCUGUUAAAUCCAAUGAAAAGUCAGAAUGUAGCCCAGUUCGUCGUAUAACUCGAUCCAAAGUGCGCCAGUUACCGGUCGCCAAGCCAAGCCCUAAUAGGCCAUCUCCCUCUCAAUGCAUUGGCAAGGCUAUAACUCCAAAGACACCAGUACUUAGUAGCUUUGCAAACAUUGGCUGUAUGUCCAACGCUCAGAGAGGAGCUACACGCGGCUUAGCUGUGCAACACAAGGGUGUGCUGGUCAAGAGUCCGGUGAAACCUGCUGCACAACCAUUUGUCAUCUCUGAUAAUUCUCCUGCCCUGAAAUUACCUGUCAUCACUGAACAAGACUCAACAAGAGAGGACAGCUCGACGACGGGUCACAGUGUGCGCUCCUUGGCAGCUGCAUAUCAGAAUCACAUUGGAGAAACUCCUAAUGAAACAGAAGAGUUGACAUCGGAAGUGUGUCAGGUGACAAAUUCACCGGCUCGGGUAACUCGACAUCUACAAAGCAAAGCUUUUAAGCGUGAGAGUUCUACAAGACGUUGCGCUCGCAAGAGUUUGAAACGUGCUGUAGAGAUUGCCAGGAUUGCUGAUUUUAAAAGAUCCAUUGAGUUGAAGUCUCCGGAGUCUCAUGGAGUUCGUAUCAAUCCUCCGGCAAGGACUCCGUCUCCAAUUUGCCCUUCGGAGAAGGUGGUGCGCCCAAAUAUGCAUCGGAUGCUUGGCAGCAAUAAUAGCACCUUCGGAAGCUCCGGUCGUAUUACGCCAAAAACGUACUCAAAAAUUCGACAGCUGUGUUUAACUUCAUCGUCUUCAGGAGAGCAAAAUAAAACUCUGAAGAAAAUAGGUAAUACUCCAAAUGAAGGGAAGCGCGCAGGGAACAUAGUGAGCGGUUUAUCAUCAUUUAUUAAAGUGCAACCAGCCAAACCAUCGCGGGAAGAACUGGAAGAAAUAAGACAGAUAGAACUAGCAAAGAGGAGGGAACGAGAAGAUGAAACAAGAAAAAAGAAAGAAGAAUUAAUGAAAUUGAGAGUAGAAGAGAAGAAAAGACAAAAUGAAAUUAGGAUGAAGAGAGUUCAAGAAGCACGUGAGGAGAGGGAACGUAAAGCAGUGGAGGCCAAGGAACAGCAAGAGAGGGAGAGGAAGAUUAGAGAGGAGCGGCAGAAAGAGGAACAGCAACGUAAAAAGCAACAGCUUCUCGCCAAGAAACGUGCAGAAGAGGAAGCAAAACUUCGCAAGAUUAGAGAACAGCGUGAAGAGGAACGACAAAAGCAGGAAGAAGAGACAAAACGGUUAAUGGAAGAAGAGAAACGUGCUGAAGAAGAAAGAAAACAGGAAGAGAAGCGUGCUCAUCUGGCUGAACAACGGCGAUUACAGGAAGAAGAGAAAAAACGAAGAAUAGCUGAAGUGGAGCGUAUUUUCCGUGAGAAGAAAGAAUUAGAGAGGCUUCGAUUACGUGAAGCAGAGCGCGUUCCCGAGAAAAACCAAAAUAAAAUAUCUCCUACGGCAGCUCCGAAGGCUGCAUUAAAUGACACUUAUACCGCCACUGACAAUAAGGAAAACGGUGGCCUCAAUAGCACAUUCACAAAACUCUUGGACGUUAACCAGUCCAAUUACACUUGCGCGACAGCAACAAAGAAUACAAAGACUAGAAAGAAAGAUCCGUCAGAGAACAACUAUUGUAUAGAUGAUAUGAAGAGUGAUGACUCGACCGAUGAGGAGAGCAAGCCUAGGAAGAAGGUUCCUUCUUGGGCAACAAAACCUGAGCUGACUUAUUCUGUGAUCAACCAGGAACACUACCCACCUGUCAUUGAGGAGAUCUUUCCCCCAUCGGUACUACUUCUUGUGCCUGAUCUUACCAAAAUGUUUGACAAACAACGUAGGAGAUUCUUCAAACGCACUUCUAGUGCCGUGUGGAACACACCGCCUUCUAAAUAUUUUGAGUCAUGUUAAACUGACCACUGUGUAGGAUAUAUUGUUUAUAUUUCCCUGACCACUCCUGAGGUAGUGGCACAACUGGAGGCCCCUGAUGGUGGGUUUGUCUCCCCAUAUUCUUCUUGCCUACUCUGUCCUCACUGGGUCUUCCUGGUAUGUAAGCAAACCUCAAAUUAACUUAUUAUGAACUCAAAAUUCUGUUUUCCAUGCCCCUGUGCAUGUUAAAAGACUUAACAUGGUAGCCCAUCUUCAAGAAUUAAAACAUUAUUUUUUCUUAAAGUUUGACGCAUAUUAUUGUAGCCUAUAUUUGGUGAAUAUUACAUGUCUUAUGGUAUUAUGCAGUGUAGUACAGUACCGCUUAUGGUAUUAUAAUGUAGUAUAGUACAAUACUGCUUAUGGUAUUAUACUGUAGUAUAAUACUGCUUUCAGUAUUGUAGUGUAGUAUAAUGUUUGUAUCAUACUAUAUAUCUAAAGUAGAAUAUUUACACAAUUUUUCUUUUAACAAUCCAGUGUUCAGUGAGACUUUGCUGUACUUGACUCUUCCUUUCUAUGGUGUUAAUGAUGUUACCUGCCUGCCAGUCUUUUUAACAUCCCCCCUCCCCCUUGUUUUUCUUUUAAUACGUCAUCCGUGUCCCACCAAGGCCGGGUGACCCAAAUAAGAAGAAACACUUUCGCCAUCACUCGCUACAUCACUGUCUUGCCAGAGGCACACCAAUUCUAUCCCCUUGUUUACUUUUUUUUUGCUUGUUCUUGCAUCUGUUUCAUCUAUUCUGUGUGUUCAACCAUCCCAAAUUUGUCUUCACCCAUUUGCCAUAUUUCUUUUCUUUGUCCUCUGAUACCAUCUGUCUAUCUUAUAUUGCAUGGUUGCUGUUCUUCAUAUAGUAUUACCACAAGGAAGUCUUGGCUGCUUCAUAUAUAUGAAGCUGUGAUUGUAGAUUCUUAUUUAGAAAUUUCAAUCUCUUAAUAAAUGACCUAAAUAUUCCUCCAUAUACAUACUCUCAGUAUUGAAAUAUUCCCACGUAGUUUGGCCAGCAGGUAUUGUAUUCAGGUUUGCCUUAAGUCACUGAAAUUGUCCCACAAGUACAUGUGUACUGUAAUUUAACCCUUAAACUGUCCAAACGUAGAUCUACGUUUACUCUGCUAGCAGGUUUAGAAAGACACGUAAGCAAACAC